Molecule: messenger RNA, 720 nt
Organism: Fibroporia radiculosa
Lineage: Eukaryota; Fungi; Basidiomycota; Agaricomycetes; Polyporales; Fibroporiaceae
Exons: 4
Coding region: 1-720 (239 amino acids)
Source: RefSeq, a predicted model, not a curated record
AUGGAGUCUGCUAGCCCUAACUGCAGUUCGCUGCCCAAUGCAUUCAACGAGCUAUCUUACUUAACCCCGUCUCUAGCACCUGAGUUUCAGCUUGGACGGUACAUUCUUGCUGGCUCAUUGGGCGCUAUGACCUGGGAGUUGUUGUCAAACCUUUCCAACGAUUAUCGGCUACUGUUUAAGCAUAGACUCGGCUUUCCGACGCUGGUCUACUACAUCUCUAGGCUCUCGACCUUUACAUACGCUCUUGUGAGCGUUGUUCUUCAGACUGCAUCGGUCGGCCAUUGUCAGGCAAUACAGUAUAUCGAUACCAUCUUUAUGGCUUUAUCUGUCUCCACAACUAGCCUCCUCUUCUACUUUCGGAUGUCCGCUGUUUACCACAGUAAUAAGUAUAUGAUGGGUGCUUACACGAUUGUGUGGCUAGGUGUUGUCGCUGGAAGCAUGAUGCUCAUACCUUCCGCGACGGGUGGCGCUAUUGGCCCCACAAAUUUCUGCAUAACGAAGGCGAUGGAGAUGUAUGCCGGUGCAAUUGGUGUUUCAGUUCUCCUACACGACACAUUCGUUUUCAUCGCGAUCUCGUGGCGGCUUGUGUUGAAUAGCUACCACGAAGUAUCCGACUGGAGACGAGUACGGGCAUUCCUAUACGGUGAAUCCCUUCAACCGAUCUCAAAAACGUUGUUACGGGAUGGCCAAUUAUACUAUGCGUACGUUUUGAAUCCAUGA